Dama dama (fallow deer) is the source of this 5665-nucleotide messenger RNA. RefSeq names its product RAB39A, member RAS oncogene family (gene RAB39A). The record is from RefSeq and is a predicted model, not a curated record. Gene Ontology annotation, cellular component: Golgi membrane. Gene Ontology annotation, molecular function: GTP binding; GTPase activity. NCBI's taxonomy places the organism in Eukaryota, Metazoa, Chordata, Mammalia, Artiodactyla, Cervidae. Bases 128 to 781 code for a protein of 217 amino acids. Gene Ontology annotation, biological process: Rab protein signal transduction. The transcript has 2 exons.
CAGGAAUAUGCUGGAAGCCGGCUGGCGGGCGCCGGGGAGGUGCUGAACGGACAGUUCCCGCCGCUUUAUUUGCCCGGCGGCGGGUAGGAGGGUGGGGCGGCCUUGGAGUCCGCUGGGCACGUGAGCGAUGGAGACCAUCUGGAUCUACCAGUUCCGCCUCAUCGUCAUCGGGGACUCCACCGUGGGAAAGUCGUGCCUCCUGCACCGCUUCACUCAGGGCCGCUUCCCCGGGCUGCGCUCCCCAGCCUGCGACCCCACUGUCGGCGUGGACUUCUUCUCCCGCCUGCUGGAGAUCGAGCCCGGCAAGAGGAUAAAGCUGCAGCUCUGGGACACGGCGGGACAGGAGCGGUUCAGAUCAAUAACUCGAUCUUAUUACCGCAACUCGGUUGGUGGAUUUUUAGUAUUUGACAUUACUAACCGACGGUCUUUUGAACACGUGAAAGAUUGGCUGGAAGAAGCAAAAAUGCACGUACAGCCAUUUCAGAUUGUGUUUCUGCUAGUGGGACAUAAAUGUGAUUUAGCUUCACAACGUCAAGUUACAAGGGAAGAAGCUGAAAAACUGUCAGCAGACUGUGGUAUGAAGUAUAUAGAAACCUCAGCAAAAGAUGCUACGAAUGUUGAGGAAUCCUUCACUAUCUUGACAAGAGACAUAUAUGAACUUAUUAAAAGGGGAGAGAUUUGUAUUCAGGAUGGCUGGGAAGGGGUUAAAAGUGGUUUUGUUCCAAAUACUGUGCAUUCUUCUGAGGAAGCAGUAAAGCCCAGGAAAGAGUGCUUCUGCUGACUUCAAACAUGCCAAAGAAUUAAGAACAGAUUGGGUGUCAUUUCAGGAUAAAUACCAACAUUAACAACAGAAUGAUAUGAUGAAAGCAUUUUAAAAAGUUAUAAACCCAUGCUAAUGCUGUUUUGUAAGGUAUUUAAUUCAGAGCAAUAUGCUUACUUGUUAAACUACCAGAUUGGUAUUUUGCUAAAUUAUCAAGCAAAGCAGACAACAUUUUCUGAAAACUGGAGUGUCUACAUAAUUGCCUUCAUUCUCAUUUUGUUAGCAUAUAACUGACCAUAAUAUCCAAAUAUGUCAAUAUUACUCGUCUUUCUUGAUAGUUUGAAAUGGAUGUUUUAUGCACACAUAUACUCUAUUGAAAAGAUUUUAUCAGGAAUUACAUUCUCUACUAUUAAUUAAUAUUAAAUAGUAAAGUGGAUUUAAAAGUGCACUGUUCAUUUACAAAGUAAACAAUCUCAGAGUUAUUAAGUAGGCCUAAAAUAACAAUUUCUUGCUUAAGGUAGCAGGUUUGUAAGCAUUCUCUAAAAUAUUCGCCCUUAAUUUUGCCUGAACAUGAAAACAUAAGUUUUAUAUUAAUUUUUGUUCUCUGAUUUAUUGCUCCUGAAAAUUUUAUGUUUUAUGGAGACAUCUAAGGGUCUCAGCAAAAUAUUUCACUAUAAAUAUUUGUAAAAAUCAAAAUGAAGGAUCACUGUCAGCAAAUGUUUUGUUUUUAUAGUAUACUGUCCUUAAUCAGAUAAGAAAAAUGAAUUUAUAUACUGAUGACAUUUUCAAAGAAAGUAAAUCCAACCUACCUUGAGCUAUUGUCAAAAUUAUCAAUAUAGGUAAGUGUAGAAUAUUUUUAAUAAUUGCUUUUUAUGUUCAAGUGAAUUUCCAAAUUUCCCCAUUUUCAAUACAAGGAAAGUGUAGAAAAUAGUUUUCUGGGCAAGGAAAAUUGGCUAGAUGUUUGAAAUAGCAUUCAAAUUUUAUUUUAAAAUAUCAUCAGUAAAAGUAAAAAUAAAAUAAUGAGUUAAGGCUACAAGAUAAUGUUUGAGUUUUCUAAUUUUUAACUUGCUGAUUAAAUUCCCCUCCUGGAAGGGACAUUUUUAUGACAAUGUCAAAUAUUUUAUAAUAUACAUUUCUAUUCUGUUCUGUAAACCAUUCUUGAUCACAAAGAAACUGCUUUUUGGAAUCAUAAGGUCUUUACUAUUUAACUGUAGUUGCUUCAUUUGUUUGAAAACCAAAUUUGUAUAGUAGAAAGAAUAUUUAAUAAGAAAUCAGAAAACCUGGUUCUAAACUUGCCUUUGCUUUCCAGUAUUCAUACAUGAGUAAGUAACUUAACCUCUGUUAGUUUUCUCAUCUGUAAAACAAGGCUAAUGACCUCAUUAAUUGUAUUUCAUGAAAUUAUUUUGGGAAUCCAGUGAAUCAUGUAGAAAAGCUUUGUAAAUGGAGAAAGAAUUAUACAAAUGUGAGAUCAAUAUCAACUGCUGAUGGGCAUACUAUUAUAUUUACAGUGGAUGAGAAUUUUUACAGUGGAUGAGAAUUUUUCCCGUGUUCUUUUCCUUCACUCCCACACAGAAGAAGCAAAGAAGGUAUAUGCUUUCAUGGACCUGGUGCAGUUCUUGGUUUGAUUUAUUUCUGUAGACUGUUACCCUGAAACUUCACUCUUCUAGAGUGGAAAUGAUAGGCAAGAAAAUCCCACAAGACUUAAUUCAAUCAAAAGUCAUGUUUGAAUGUGGUUUUUGUGCCUCUUUGAUUGUUUAAAUACUAGUACCUUUCUAGGUUAAUGUAAGUAUUUUUAUAGUGCCUGUAGAGACUAUAAAUUAUACCAUCGCUAUAAUUUUUUUGAAUAUAUUGACAAUGUUUUCUUGAUAUCCUUGGAUUAAUUUUACUUGAGUAAGUUCAAACUUUAACUGGCCAGAUAAGACAAUACUGUCACCCCAAAUGUGAAGUAGUCUGUUUUUAUUGUUACAAUUUAAAGUCUUAUAAUUUUCCAUCAGUUCAAAGUAGCAUCAACUCACAUAGUGAAUACUUAAUAGUAGUUUAAAGUACAGUUAUUUGUGGCUACUCGUAAAGUUAAACAGCUAAAAUAUAAAAUGUGAUUUAACUUUCAGUGGAUACCCUUUGUAAUACUAAUGUUGGGAUAGCACUCAUGUUUGGUCAAAGGAUAUGAUGUGUUCCAAGAUUUAGAAUCGAAUUAAGGAAUCAAAAGAAACAAAUGGGAAUUCAGGGCCCCAUAAAGCUGACACUUAGCAGAAUCACACAUGAGCAGAAGCAAGCAUCGAAGUGUAAUCCUUACAUCUUGGUUGGUAUUCUUUCUGUAAUCAUGCUGUGUCAGGGUGUGUGUGUGUGUUGAAUAAAAGGGGAAAUGUUAUCUAACUGAAUCCACAAAGUCUAAAAUUGGGCUAAAUCAUUAUAUUAUAGAGGAGCUGAAAUUUUUGAGUUCUUAUACCAGAUUGCCAAGUAUCUUUAUAACCUUAGCCAGAUACCUUUAUUUAUUUAUCUGCCCAUCUCCCUAUACAUGUAAGUAACUGACCUAUUUUCUUACACAUCAUUAUGUAGCAUAUGGAUAAUAAUGCCAAUGUAGUAAAGAUAUUAGCUCCAGGCAAAAUAUUUUGACUAAGGUUCUUAGAAAUCAAAAAUACUUGAUUUUACAUUAGAAUUAUAUAAUUUAAUAUUUAAUUUAAACCUUACUUAAAUUAAAAUCUUUAAAAUGAACAAUGUAGCUAAUUUAAUAAUUAGCUAAUUAUUAAAUAUUUUAGAUGUGAUUAAAAAGAAAUGAAAACUAUCCGUUCAUGUAACAAAUUUGUCCCUGACAGAAAUUGCUCAUCUUGAGUAUUAUUAACACUUUCAGGGCAUGUAGUGAUAUGUUUCAUUAAACGGUAAGCUUAAGCCAAAAUGAUGAUGUAAUUGGAGUGUGGAGUGUGUAAAUGUGGCCUUUAUAUACACGGUAGUAGCAAACAAGAGUUUUUGAGCCUGGAAACCUGAGAGUUUACUUUAGGUUUUCCAAAGCUUCAAAGCAGUUUCAGUUUGUUUGGUUGGUUGGUUAGUUGGUUUGGUUUGGUAGCAACCAAAGCAGUCAUUUCUAUUAUUGUUAAGAUAACUUUGGCAGUCUUUUUAUCCAACUUUACAUCAUGAAAAAACUGAAUCUAUGGAUUAAUAAAAUCAUCUUAGUGCUGCUUUUGUCAGAUUUUAUAUUGCCAUUGGUUAAAUUAAGAACCAAGCUUCAGGCUUCCUCGGUGGUCUAGUCAGGUUAAAAGUCUCCAACAAAAACCACUACAAUAUUGUAAAGUAAUUAGCCUCCAACUAAUAAAAAUAAAUGAAAAAAAAAAAAAAAGUCUCCCUUGCAGUGCAGGGGACACGGGUUCCAUCCCUGAUCGGGGAGGAUCCCACAUGCCGCAGGGCAGGUAAGCCCAUGUGCCACAACUACUGAACCCAUGCUCUAGAACCCGCGAGCCGUAGUCACUGAGCACAAGCUCCUCAACUUCUGAAGCCCUUACGUCCUAGAGCUGGUGCCCCACAAGAAAGCCACCAAAAUGAGAAGCCUGCACACAGCAGCUAGAGAGUAGCCCCUGCUCACCGUGACUAGAGAAGGCUUCAUGCAUGGUAAUGAGGACCUAGCCAGCCAAAAAUAAAUACGUAAAUGAAAUUAUGAAAAGAAGAACACGGUGUCCUUUGACUUUGUGAAAUAAAAUUCACAAUUAUGGCAAGAUAAGAAAUAUUUAAACAAAAGAAUUCUUCUCUGCCCCUUGGCCUCCUCUCUCCCCCACUGUGCAUCAACCAAAUCUCUCUCAGCAGGAAUACCUGCUCAAUCAUUCAGAGCACCAUUGGCCUAGUAUCAAAAAGACAACUCCUUGGAAGGUAACAUUCUUUCUUGGUCUUGUAAAGGAUCACAUAACCCACCACGAUGACACUUAGACCUGGAUUAUGUAAACUGUCACUAAUAAGUCAUUUGAUGUACAGCCUUCUGUCUCAAAAAACUUUUAUAAACUGUGCCUUGACUUUAACAGGUGGAAUAGUUCUCAGAGUUUUCUGAGAUACUCUUCCCAGGUUUUAUUUCUCAAAUUCGGCUCAAAUAAAAUUCUACAAUUCUUUCUUAGGUCGUUCUACAGCUUAAAAGAGUGUACUCUAUUUCCUUAGUUACGACAUAGAAGCAUUCAAAAGACUAAAGAUCUGUUUGAUAAGCUAACUCAUUUUUUUGCCCUGUAACUGCCUGGAGAGAUUCAGUUGGAAAUGCAAAGGAAAUCAUUAAGAAAAAAACAGUGAAAGACUAUGAAGGCUUUAAAGUUAGAUUCUUAGUAUUUUAAAAUAGUAGAAUGCAUUCCCAAUCAGAACCUACUUUUGGAUAUUCCACAGCUGAUAAACAACCAUUUCUGCUUCAAAAUCUUUCUUAAUUCCAGUUUUCUCACUAAACUUUCCCAAGCAACUGAUUAAAAUAACUUAAAAACUGUUCUACUGAACCUGAGUGAACUGCUACAUGACUUGGUAUUUCCAAAAUCUUAAUAACGUGUGAGUGAUGAGCUGUGACAAUCUAAUCAAUUACUAUACAAUCUAAUUCACAUCAUUAUGAUAUAGAAUAAAUAUAAAAGAAAAAAUUUAAAGAUAUUAAAAAACUGGUGUUCCUUGUUGUUAUGUCUCGGUAAAUUUUUCAUCAUUUUUUAAAUAGUGCCUAAAACAUUAUCUAUGUGGCAAUCAGUGACUAUUAAUUGAUGAUUAUUAUGCUGAGUUAAUCCUAUUUAAUAUGGGAUCCGUAUAUUUAGUUUUAGUUUAUAUAUUCCAUGGAGGAACAAACAUGUUUUGCUACAAUUUCUCUUGCAGUUUUUUUCAGAAUGACAGCAAAUGGAAGAAAGAUAUGGCAUAAAGUUCUUGAAGUAUGUUAUUUGAUUUUAAAUAAUGAAUAAAAGGAAUGAG